Molecule: messenger RNA, 1277 nt
Organism: Pocillopora damicornis (cauliflower coral)
Lineage: Eukaryota; Metazoa; Cnidaria; Anthozoa; Scleractinia; Pocilloporidae
Product: beta-4C adrenergic receptor-like
Source: RefSeq, a predicted model, not a curated record
AUGAACGACGUUACUUGCAACGAUUCUGCAAAGUUUUACCUCAUAUCCACCGAUCUCAAAGAUCUUCGUUCGACUUUUAUCGCCAACUGUAUCUUCAACAAUUUUCUUACGCACACCUCCAUCAUGUUGAAUAUUGUGACAAUCUACGCUAUCCACAAAACCUCGGCGAUCGCAAAAACUUUGAAAACUCUGCUACUGAGUCUUGCCUGCUCUGAUGUUGCUGUUGGUUUGUUUAGUCAACCAUUAUACACUUUUUUUCUGGUCAAGUGGUUACAACUGGACAAUCUUAACUGUAAUAUUUACCAAGCGCUGAAUAUUUCAGGUUAUUUAUUCUCAGCUGUUUCGUUUCUUGGUGUUGUGGCUUUAAGUGUGGACAGGUUCUUAGCUGUUCAUCUUCAUCUCAGAUAUCAAGAGCUUGUGACUCAAAAGCGUGUUGUUGUUGUGGUGAUCAGCAAAUGGUUGUGCAGUGCAUUUGUUUCUUCGAUAGCAUUAUGGGGGUUGCCUGGUGCUCGGAGUAUUACAAAGUCAGUCGUUGCAGUUUUCGGUUUCAUUGUCACGUUUGUGGUGUACACCAGGAUAUAUUUAACUGUCCGACGGCACAAAAAUCAGAUUCAUUCUAUGCAAUCCAUGCAAAUACGAAACGAAGCUCAGUCUGAGGAGAUAAAAAACUUUAAUAUCCUCAUUAGAUCCACAGCUGGCAUAUUCUACGUAUAUCUCGUGUUUUUAAUUUGUUAUUUGCCCUACUUCAUUUGCAAGGCUGUUAUUCAAAUCUAUGGUUCGAGUAUCGUUUUAAAGAAACUGUAUCUUUACUCACUGACUCUCGUGUUCCUAAAUUCAUCUUUGAACCCUGUCAUUUACUGCUGGAAGAUGAAACACAUCCGACACACUAUCAUAGACAUACUGGGAAAGAUGUCUUGGAUCAGCAAUCGGCCAUUUCGGAUCAACUACAAUCGGUCAUCGAAUGUCGUUCAUAUUGAUAACUGAUCCACUCUGUGUGGCUUAAAAAGACUAUGCACGGUAAUUGUUUAUGACAAAGUGAAAUGGGGACAAGCAAGAUUGUACAUAAACUAAGUUAUAAGACCCGGUAGCCAAAUAAUUGCGUAGUUCCAAUUUUAAGUACACAAUAAAUCGAAUAAUCUCUGGUGUGGAAGGGCAGGAACUAAUUUUGGCAAGAAAGCUGGUUUUGUCAUCGAUAGAUGGUGAUAUUGUAAUUAUGGUUGCAAAGGAGCUAGUAUUUACGAGAGAAGAAAAAAAUCGAUGUUAAUCAUUAGUUAAUG